Messenger RNA from Alligator sinensis (Chinese alligator), 2273 nucleotides. RefSeq lists its product as uncharacterized. Bases 240 to 1154 code for a protein of 304 amino acids. The transcript is spliced from 2 exons. The record is from RefSeq and is a predicted model, not a curated record. NCBI's taxonomy places the organism in Eukaryota, Metazoa, Chordata, Crocodylia, Alligatoridae.
GAAUAAGGUAAAGACGAGAGAGAAAAAUAGAAAAAAGGGGACAGAAAGAAGAGAGGGAAAAGGAGCAAAAAAGAGAGAAGUGAGAGGAGAAAAAAAGAAAGGGGGAUGGGCCACGGCUACUCUGCCUUCGAGGGGGCACUGCCUGGCUGGGGCAGGACAUCAGGUUUGGGGGGCUCCUGGCUUGGCCCCAAGAGCUGCCCUGGCAUUUCGCACCCCGGUGCCAGCCCCGUAGAGAUAGGAUGGGGUAUCUGACUGCCCGCAUCUCCCACUGCUACCGGCUGCAACUUGGGCCUGAUGGCCCGGGGCAGUGUCCAGUGGAUGGAGGCAGUGACACUCCAGCAGUAGCCUCCAGGGCCAGAGUGCUUAGGGUUCCCCAACUAUCCUGGAGCAGAGGGAGCCCAGCCCAAGGCUGGGAGGGAGGGCUCAGGAAGACAGACACCCCAUCCCACAUGGGUGGGAGCAGCAUCUGGGAGGCUCAGGGUGAGGUGUUGUGGAUAGGCUGGCCCGCCCUGGCCCUUGGGAAGGCUGCAGCCAGAGGAGAGUGGAGGCUGGGCGGAAAGCGGGGACUGCCCUGGGGCUCCGCAAACUUGGGCUCUAGCGGGCAGGCAGGGACCCAGUGGCUCCCUCCCAAGGUGAGGCCUGACUCAGUCUGCGCAACUUUGCAGGGAUGGACCACAGCUGCCCUGCCCAUGAGGGGAUGCCACCUGGCCAGGGCAGGACGCUGGGCUCAGGGAGCUCCUGGCUCCAGGCUCGGCCUCCCUGCGUGCUGGAAACAGUGCAAGCGGGGCAGAGCAAGGGCCCAGCUGCAGUGCCUGUCCCUGGUGCAAGGGCCCAGCUGCAGUGCCUGUCUGCAAAAGCCCCCCCAGGUCCUGGGAACAGCCUCCGUGGGCAGCUCUCAGGGCCGAGCUGGCUGGGAGUGUCCAGCGCAGCAGCACUCUGCAGUGCCUGUCCAGACCUGGGCUCCAGCCCCUGGCAGGGAGCUGCAGGUAGGUGAGGCCAGGGCCCGGGCACGUGCUGCAGGGGGCCACAGUGUUGGAGGCUCCCAGUGGGUGGAUGGACCCUGGGGCUUGGGCAGACAGAUGCCCCGUUCCAUCUGGACGAGGUUGGCACUGGGGUGCGAAACGCCGGGGCCAGGGCAGUACAGGAAGAAGUAGGUGCGGCGGGGAGGCACCACAGGCAGGCCAGCCUGGUCUGGCCCUUGGGAAGGUAGCAGCCAGAAGAGAAUGGGAACUACAUGGAAAGCAGGGGCUGCCCUGAAGCUGUGCAGGCUUGGCCUAAAGCUGGCAGGCAGACCAAGGUACUGAGCCUGGCCCAUGCAGCUCCAUGGGGAUGGUCCACAGCUACCCUGCCUUUGAGGGGGCACUGCCUGGCUGGGGCAGGACAUCGGGUUUGGGGGGCUCCCGGCUUGGCCUCCCUGCAUGAUGGGCACAGCAUGAGUGGGGCAGAGCUGCCCCUGGUGCAGGGGUCCAGCCACAGGAGCCCCAUGGGCCCCAGGAACAGCAGCUGUGAGUGGUGCUCGGGGCUGAGCCAGCUGGGAGCCUCCAGUGCAGUGGCCCUAUGCAGUGCCUGCCUGGGCCCCAGCCCUGCCCACCUGCAGCUCCCCUCCAGAGCCUGGGCCAGGCUGGGGGGGCGCAGCCUGGGGACAGGGGCGGGGUCAGCAGAAUGCAGACAGCUUCCCUAUCUGUAUUCUCCUGACCCUACCCCCCAUGCCUGCCACAGUGCUGGGACCUGUGGCUCCUCUGGAGAGCCCGGAGCAGCAACUUGGGGUGGGGGGGGAAAUUAAAACAAUUUUCUUGCACACCACCUGGCUUGCGUGCUGGGGAUUGCCUACCCCUGGCCUAGAAUGUCAGUGUUUUAAAAUGUAUGUAGUUCUUUGUAAAUUUGUUAAAGACAUUCACUACCCACUAAUAUGCAAAGGAUGCUUCCUCUGGCUAUAAUUAGAUUAGGUGUGAUCUCCUGUCUUGUAAGCUAGGUAGAGCUGGGCUGAGCCAAUAUUUAGAUGAUAGAAUAAUAGAGGGGAAAACCAGAGGCUGCCACAGAAAACUUUGUUUCUGACUGAAUUGCCAAAGUAUUUUUGUCCUAGAAGCUAUUAUCAGUUAGUUAGUUUUAAUACUGUGACUGCAUUGUUAAAAUGUUUGCCCUGCUCUCCUCCAAGUGUGGCAGCAGUUAAAAGAUGAAGGGAUUUCUGGAAAGUAAAUGCAGUUUUCAAAUGAUGAGCUCUUGGGGAUCCAUGUAAAUGAAGGUGCUACCGCAGUGUAAGAUUACUACUGUUU